Messenger RNA from Chelonus insularis, 2711 nucleotides. It is a transcript of the gene IKKepsilon, whose product is annotated as I-kappaB kinase epsilon. Gene Ontology annotation, biological process: peptidyl-serine phosphorylation. The transcript has 4 exons. The record is from RefSeq and is a predicted model, not a curated record. Gene Ontology annotation, cellular component: cytoplasm. NCBI's taxonomy places the organism in Eukaryota, Metazoa, Arthropoda, Insecta, Hymenoptera, Braconidae. The coding region runs from base 207 to 2690 and encodes 827 amino acids. Gene Ontology annotation, molecular function: protein serine/threonine kinase activity; ATP binding.
AAUAAAUAAUAUCUAGUGUAAAAUCAUUGUUAUCAGUUCAUAGAAUUAUUUUUACAGAUUAUAAAUUAUACGUAUAAUAGAAGUAGAAAUAUGGUGGACAAAUAAAUAAGUAUUUUGAUUUAUAACGGUAAAAAUGAUAUAUUCAACGGUUAAUUUUUUAAUUUAAUAACAUUAAUUUUUGGUACCUGUUAAAAUAUUAUGAAUAGAUGGACAAAAAUUUAUUAGCUAUGUCUUAUUUGAGAGGAUCUGCUAAUUAUGUUUGGUGUACCACAAGUGUUCUCGGUAAAGGAGCUACAGGUUCUGUUUAUCAAGGAGUUGAUAAAAAUAAUGGUGAACCUGUGGCUGUAAAGACAUUCAAUCCAGUAAGUCAUAUGAGACCAAUGGAUGUGCAAAUGCGUGAAUUUCAGGUGCUUAAAAAAGUUAAACAUGAGAACAUUGUAAAAUUAUUAGCUAUCGAAGAAGAACAAGAUGGUAAAGGAAAGGUCAUUGUCAUGGAACUUUGUACAGGUGGUAGCCUUUUUAAUAUACUUGAUGAUCCAGAAAAUACAUAUGGUCUGGCUGAAAGCGAAUUUUUGCUAGUAUUAGAACACCUUUCAGCUGGUAUGAAGCAUUUACGUGAUAAUAAUCUUGUGCAUCGUGAUCUCAAGCCUGGUAAUAUAAUGAAAUACAUUGCUGAUGAUGGUAGUACAAUAUAUAAACUAACAGAUUUUGGAGCCGCUAGAGAGUUGGACGAGAAUCAACAAUUUGUUUCAUUGUAUGGUACUGAAGAAUAUCUUCAUCCAGAUAUGUAUGAGAGAGCCGUGCUUCGUAAACCAGUUGGCAAAACAUUUGGUGCUACAGUAGAUUUGUGGUCAAUCGGAGUAACUCUUUACCAUAUUGCCACGGGAAAUUUACCCUUUCGACCAUUUGGUGGACGAAGAAACAAAGAAACAAUGUAUUAUAUUACUACGAAAAAAGCUUCUGGUGUAAUAUCCGGAACUCAAACAACUGAAAAUGGUCCAAUUGAAUGGAGUUCUGAUCUUCCCCGCAAUUGUAGACUGAGUUAUGGUCUUAAAAAAAUUGUCACACCUCUUUUAGCAGGUCUCUUGGAGGUUGACCGACAAAGAAUAUGGAGUUUUGAUCGAUUUUUUAAUCAAGUUAGAGACAUAUUAUGUAGACGUGCAAUUCACAUUUUUAAUUUCCAUACCAUGCAGUCUUUAAAUAUUUAUCUUCAUCCUGAUGAAAAACUUCUUUCGCUUAGAGCUCAUAUUCAAGAGCAAACUGAUGUUCCAACUCACGCACAAAUCAUUUUAUUUGGAGACGUUUUAUUAACAAAUCUUAUCGAAGAAAAUACUCCUGCCAAAGGAUAUCCUGUAAGUAAUACAGAAAAUCCUUUUAUGCUGUUUUCUCGAGAGAAUAAUAAUGUCAUUGCAACAGUUAUCAAUAGUUGUAUCAAUGUAUCACCAUCGUCAUCGACUGUUUCUUCACCAGCGACUGUUUCAUCAGUAACAGCUGACACUGUAUCAUCUACUAUUACAUCAGCUUUAGAGAAAAAUAAAUCAGUAGAUUCAACCAUUAUUUUUCCAACAUUUGCUCAUCUAGUAUCUGUAGAGAAUGACGCAAGUCAAGCUAAAUUAGCUUGCUCGGUUGGACAUUCUUGUAAACGAUUAAUUGAUCAGUUAGCUUUAUCAAGUAAAUUAUCUCAAGAUGCAGUAAAUACUUUUAUUGCAUUAUUAUCAUCAGAACUUACCAGAUUAACAGCUAAAACUGAACGACUGAGAGAAUUAACCAAAGCAAUUGAAAAAAAUUGUAUAUCUACAGAACGGUAUGAAUCUAUUGGUCUACAAGUUAUCAAAAAAAUGUCUAGCAUUUCUUCAACUCCUAGAAUUCUUAAAGAAUUCGAAAAUAGUCAAUGGUGUAGUGAACUACAGCUAACGAGUAAACAAUUAUUUAAUGAACUUGCUCCAGCUAUUGCUCAAUUAUAUCAAAGAUACGUUAAGGAUGAAAUUCUACGUGCUGAAUGGGAAUCUACAACACGAUUAUUAACAUGUCCAUGGAAAACAAAGGCAAGUCAUAGAGCUGCAACCUUAGUUGAUCGACUUCGUGAUGGUUGGCAACAUCUCUUACGAGAUCGAGCUACACGUACCUUAACAUAUAAUGAUGAACAGUUUCAUGUAUUAGAAAGAAUCAAGGUAACAGAAACUGGACGUAGAUUGAAGAUGCUUUUAGAAGUGGAAUGUAUACCUGCAAUAAUACAGCGGUCUGAAUCUCUUGCAGAUUGGUAUAAAAUGGUUCAGACAAUUUAUCUUCAAAGUCAAAUCUUGGAUAAAGAUUUAGAUAUUUAUGAACGUUCAAUAGAUACUUUUUCAUAUCGAAUAUAUCAGAAAAGCACAGAACGGUAUGAAGCACUUUUGAGUUUUUUGGAUAGAUUAUCAACUAAUCAAACAACCAAUCAUACUUCAAGUUUAUCUGGACCCGUUUGUGAAGAAGCUACGAAAGUGUGGCGAAAUAUUUGUGGUUCUCAACAACAAAUAACAUUAAUAGUUUAUGAAAAUAAUCAAUUAAUUGAUGAAAUUAAUCGUUUAUCAAUCUGUAACGAUAUCAGUGACAAUAAUUAUAAUCCCCUUCAGGAUUCAGAACACAAGUUGAGUGAAGAAGAUGUUAGUGAAAAAAAAAUUGGUGAUAUUAAUCAACAAAAUAUUUUAUCUUGAAUAUUAAACAAGUUGUCUCAU